GCGGCUACAUGGCCGCGCGGGUCGGCCUGCUGCUCCGUGUCCUGCCGCUGCUGCUGUGGGGCGGCCUGGACGCCCAGCGCGUAGGCCGGGAGCUGCGCCGGGAGGCGGAGGCAUUCCUGGAGAAGUAUGGAUAUCUCAGUGACCAGGUCCCCAGUAGUCCUUCCUCCACGCGAUUCAGUAAUGCCAUCAGGGAGUUCCAGUGGGUUUCCCAGCUGCCCAUCAGUGGGGUGCUGGACCCCGCCACCCUGCGUCAGAUGACUCAGCCCCGUUGCGGGGUGGCAGAUACUGACAGCCAGAUGCCUUGGGCCGAGAGAGUCAGCGCCCUCUUUUCGGGACACCGGGCCAAAAUGAGGCGUAAGAAACGCUUUGCAAGGCAAGGCAACAAGUGGUACAAACGGCAUCUCUCCUACCGCCUGGUGAACUGGCCCCAACACCUGCCCGAGCCCGCAGUCCGGGGGGCCGUGCGUGCCGCCUUCCAGCUGUGGAGCAACGUCUCGGCGCUGGAGUUCUGGGAGGCCCCGGCCACGGGCCCCGCUGACAUCCGCCUCGCCUUCUUCCAAGGGGACCACAACGACGGGCUGAGCAACGCCUUCGAUGGCCCAGGGGGCGCCCUGGCGCACGCCUUCCUGCCCCGCCGCGGGGAAGCGCACUUCGACAGAGACGAGCGCUGGUCCCUGAGCCGUCGGCGCGGCCGCAACCUGUUCGUGGUGCUGGCGCACGAGAUCGGCCACACGCUGGGCCUGACCCACUCGGCCGCGCCGCGCGCGCUCAUGGCGCCGUACUACAAGAGGCUGGGCCGCGACGCGCUGCUCAGCUGGGACGACGUGCUGGCCGUGCAGAACCUGUAUGGGAAGCCCCAGGGGGGCUCAGUGGCCAUCCAGCUGCCGGGAAAGCUGUUCACUGACUUUGAGGCCUGGGACCCCCUCAGACUCCAGGGAAGGCGCCCGGAAACCCGAGGUCCAAAAUAUUGCCAUUCUUCCUUCGAUGCCAUCACUGUAGACGGACAACAGCGCCUGUACGUUUUUCAAGGGAACCAGUUCUGGGAGGUGACAGCUGACGGCAACGUCUCAGAGCCCCGCCCACUGCGGGAAAGGUGGGCGGGGCUGCCGCCCCACAUCGAGGCAGCCGCCGUGUCAUUGGAGGAUGGAGACUUCUACUUCUUCAAAGGGAGUCGAUGCUGGAGGUUCCGGGGCCCCAAGCCAGUGUGGGGCUCCCCACAGCUGUGCCGGGCCGGGGGCCUGCCCCGUCACCCCGAUGCUGCCUUCUUCUUCCCUCCUCUGCGCCGCCUUGUCCUCUUCAAAGGCACUCGCUACUACGUGCUGGCCCGAGGGGGGCUGCAGGUGGAGCCCUACUAUCCCCGAGGCCUGCAGGACUGGGGCGGUAUCCCGGAGGAGGUCAGCGGCGCCCUGCCCAGGCCGGACGGCUCCAUCAUCUUCUUCAGGGACGACCGCUACUGGAGCCUCGACCAGGCCAAACUCCAGACAACCACCUCGGGCCGCUGGGCCACAGAGCUGCCCUGGAUGGGCUGCUGGCACGCCAACUCAGGGGGCGCCCUGUUCUGAAGACGCCCCCACCUCUUAGUGAGUGCCUUCAUGGCCAAUGUGUGUCCCUUGCUCCAAGGGCAGACAAGCCUCUGAGCCUCCCCACAGAAGCCCGGGCAAGAAAGGUGGUCUGUGUUUGUUCCCUGGAGGAUGUCUUUGUGCUGUCAAGACACUGCAUUCGAGAUCUCAUUUCCCAAGCAGGGAUCGAACCCCUGUCCCCCUGCAGAGGAAGCACGAAGUCUUAACCACUGGACCACCAGGGAAGUCCCGAGACAUUGACCAUUGUGGGAUCAACUCAACGAGAAGCUAAAAAGGGUCCCAGACCCCAUGGGCCCUUUCCCCAGGGACUCAUUCCUCCCCAGGCCUUGGGGAUUAUGCUUCUGCCCCAAAGGUGCAGUUCCUGUCCCCGAGGCCACAGUACUGGACAACCAGGAAGGCUGCCAAACUCAGCGGAGAAGUUGGGACACUUUCCCAGGCUGUCCCUUCCCCUCAGGACCUCCUGACUUGGUCCCUAGAGAACUGUGUCUUAUUUAAUCAGAGGCCCUGCCACCAGGAAGCUUGUAUGGUUUGGGUACCAGUCUCAAACCUCAGGGGAGUCAGGACCCAGAACAAGGAGACCAAUGUAGACCUGCUGGGCCCUGUUAUUUUUUGGGGGGAGGGUGGGAAUAAAGCUGUGCUCCCAGCGAGUGGACUUGGA
This is a messenger RNA of Dama dama (fallow deer), 2238 nucleotides long. RefSeq names its product matrix metallopeptidase 28 (gene MMP28). The record is from RefSeq and is a predicted model, not a curated record. Gene Ontology annotation, cellular component: extracellular matrix. Gene Ontology annotation, molecular function: zinc ion binding; metalloendopeptidase activity. NCBI's taxonomy places the organism in Eukaryota, Metazoa, Chordata, Mammalia, Artiodactyla, Cervidae. Bases 9 to 1562 code for a protein of 517 amino acids. The transcript is spliced from 8 exons. Gene Ontology annotation, biological process: extracellular matrix organization; collagen catabolic process; proteolysis.